Oncorhynchus keta (chum salmon) is the source of this 7266-nucleotide messenger RNA. RefSeq names its product protein phosphatase 1, regulatory subunit 18 (gene ppp1r18). Bases 1145 to 5665 code for a protein of 1506 amino acids. NCBI's taxonomy places the organism in Eukaryota, Metazoa, Chordata, Actinopteri, Salmoniformes, Salmonidae. The transcript has 4 exons. Gene Ontology annotation, molecular function: phosphatase binding. The record is from RefSeq and is a predicted model, not a curated record.
AUUUAAUUACAAUCACAAAACAAACAUGGAUACAUUUAAGAUAUUGCACUGGAACAAAUGAUAAGCAACUACAACAAAAUGUCAAUAAAUGCAAGCUGUAAUACAUUUCAAAUCAAAUGUUAGUCGUGAAACGCUUACUUACAAGCCCUUAAACCAACAAUGCAGUUAUGAAAAAUCCCCCCAAAACUAAGAAAUAAAGUAACAAAUAAUUAAAGAGCAGCAGUAAAAUAACAAUAGCGAGGCUAUAUACAGGGGGUACCGGUACAGAGUCAGUGUGCGGGAGCGUUGUACAUGUAUUUUUUAGAGUUACUUUAACUUUGAUUUAGGCUCUUACCAUUGAUGUAGUCUAGGCCAUUCUCUUAUGCAUGAUUCCUCAACUGUCUGAUCUGGGCUAACUACUGUAGCUGAGCCUGCAGAUUAUUUUACAUAACAGACUGAUUGAUUUCCUGAGCAUGUAUCCUAGUGUAGGCCACUUUGAUGUUAUCCAGAAUUUACGAUGAAUUCCACCCGGGACGAAGGGUUGAAGCUUUUCACAUCACGUCGGGUAACUCUCAUCACCUCAAUCCCGACUGUCACCAUCACGGUCUGACUGCGGUGACCCCCUUCUCUCCUUAUUUCUUCUCUCUCUCUCUUCCAAUUAGUGGGACGUAGGGAUGAGGGGUGGGUGACCGGCAGACGGGAGUCUUCUUUAAACGCCUUUUAUUAGGUCGGCCAAUAUGGUGUGUGCCACUAACUCCCCUGACGGGAUUUAAUGUAAUUAUAGGAUUACAGUUGUCGGACAGCACUGCAGCCGGGGAAUAUUUACUACCAAUGGAGGUGUUUUAAGUGUAUAUACACUGAUUCACUGCGAGGUCAUCUUUAAAUAACGGAACCAUAUAAACAUUAUUAAUCCUGACUUUUUGACAUCGAUUAAUCAACUACAUCGGAAGCUAGAUACAGAACAACCUUCGAGGUAGUAUCUCGAGCGCAUUACGCACGACGGGAGGUACACAGUCGCUCUUCAUUCAGCAGAUGAAAACUCUCAAACCGACACAGAGGGGGAUAUAAAGUAUUACUGCGGAAUACCAAGGAUUUGAACUGUUGCCAGAGCAUCAAACGAGAGGACGAUUAGGAAUCUUGCCAAAAGCAAAAGCUCUUCUCUGUUAUGUCUGUCUCCUCUUUACCGGAAUGGAAACAACUCCUGCUGGAGCGAAAGAGGAGGGAGGAGGAGGAGCGAGAGAAGAGAGAAAAAGAGGAGGAGGCCAAACUUGCCAGCAUGCCUGUUUGGAAGCGAGGGAUCAUCCAGAGGAGAAGAAUGAAACAGGAGAGUUUCGGGGACAAGGAAAGAGAGGGCCCCCUCCAAAUCAAGGAGGGCAGGUCCCCUUCUGAUGCUGUGAGUGACCCAGACAGCGCUACACUGGUGCAGCUGGGAAGUGAAUCACCACUCAGCCCAGAAGUCACAGGGCCUUGGCUGGAUGAAGAGUCUAAACCGCAGAGUCAGGUGUUAAGGGAGACCAUCACCCCUGUCCAACAAAAUCCAUUCAUUCGCACGCAUGGCGGGUUGAGAAGGGGAAGAGAAGAAGAGAUGGCUGGGGAGAUGGGCCACGAGAAAGGGAAUGAGCAGGAAAUAGAAGUAGGGAGAGAGAGGGAAAAGGAGAAGGAAAGAGGCCAUGUCAAAGGUCAUGAUGGGGAGUCUGGGAGGGGAAGAGAUAUAGAAUUAAAACUACAGCGAUACAGGGAACGGAGUAGGGGCAGAGAAAGGGACAGAAGUGCCGGAAGAGAAACGAGCCGGGACACCGUGAGAGACAGGGAAAGGGAAUGCCCGAGAGGGAGAAAGGAGGAGGAGAGGGAGGAGGGAGACUCAGAUCCUCAAAACCCCAAGUACCCCCAUCCACUAGUCCCAGGCCUUCGUACCAUCAGAGCAGACAACAUCAUCAUUAUUGAACAGGACAGAAAGGGCAGUGAUGAAAGGAGGGGUAGAAGGAAAGAGUGGGAGAGGGAGGUGAUGGAAGAGGAGCAGGAAAAGAGAGACGUAAAGAUGGACCUCAAGGAGUUUCUUUCUGGUGGAGGGAGUGUCACGGAGAUCCGAGCAUCAGAGGUAUUGGUCAUUAAACCCUUAGCUGGCACUGAGGACUGCAGGAGUGCAAGUCUAAAAGGGGCAGGCAGGGAAGGAGAUGGCAAAGAGAAGGGAGAGAGAGAGGCAAAGUGCAAUAAAGAUGGAAGAAAGGACUGUGAGAGGGGGCUGGAGAGAGAGGUGGCGUGGUUGAUGAUGAAAGAUAAAGAGAGGGAGAACUUGAGGGAGAAAGACCGACCACGAACACACACAGCUUCAGAACAAGAGGAUAGGAAAUGGGGUGACACAGCUGACAGUAUCCACAAUGAGAGAAGAGUUAGGGUGAGUGAGCUGCUGAGUAAAUUUGGGGAACAUACAAAGAAAUUCAGGGAACAUCCAAAGCCCCCGUCCCGGUCUAAAAGCUCAGAUUGUUUCAGCCGGCCUGGCAGGGACAGAGACAAUUUUGGUCUGGACGAGGACGAUGAUGGAGACAGGAGAGGGGAGGAGAAACGUGCAGGAUUCAGGGGUGUGCCCAAGCGGUCAUUCAGCUUCUCUGACCAGGUGAUAUGCACAAAGGAGAAUGGCAUGCAGGAUGAGGGGAACCAUGAUAGGAAGGUGGUGGAGAGGACAUGUUCAGACAGGAGGGUGGCGCCUCGGGGAGAUGUAGUGGAGGGGGAAUGGUCAGAGAGGGGAGGCAAGCAGGGGGGCUGGACCCGGUUUUCAGAUAAAGAGCGGGUGGGGAAGCAUAGAGAGGGAUUCAUAAAAACAGACAGGGAGGAAGAGGGGCAGCCUGAGAGACAGCCUGCGUUGGAAAGUAACACAGGGAAAGAGACUGACCAUGGGGUCGAGAUUGUAACACGAGUGGAGUUAGAAUAUCGUAACACGGGGACAGAGGAACUAACACAGAAUAGGUGUGAGGAGGCAGGGUUUACAAGGGCCUCAGUUAAAAACACAGAGGCCUCAUUUGCGCAAGGAGUGCCCAUCAAACACGAUGGGCGAGAGAGAGCAGUGGAAAGAGAGGUAAAGCGAAUGACAGAAGAAAGAGAGAGAGGGAUGGAGAGGGCGAGGAGCACAGAGAGAGAGGUGGUGGUUGGAAGACAGGCAGAACCUCAAGUUAGGGACAGAAGGGGGUCAGAAGCCAUUAGAAGAGGAUCAGAUGCAAGGGAUGCCAAGAGGAUGUCAGAAGUAAGGGACUGCACAAUGUCAGUUGAAACAACUCAGCAAAACUGUGUGAUCACCCUCUCUGUAGACAGAGCCAGUCCUCCUCAGUCUGUCGAAAGCCAUUACAGACGUGUCUCAGCAUUGACAGAGUGUUCAACCACCUUGCUCAGCGCUGUGGCACACAGAGGAACAGAUUGGCGUAGUAGUCAAGGAGCGCCAGGGAACCAUUCAACCCAGUCAGCACUAUCACAGCACCCGGGGGAACUUAUCAACAAGACAGGGAGAGUCGGAGAGACAGCCAACGAACUUGACAAUCACAAAGGGACCCAAUCAUUAACUCAGGAUCGCAAACGUGUGACGAGGGAGGACACAGAGAAUGUGAGAGGGAGCAAAGCUUACAGGGUGCCAAGUGAGGUGAGCAAGGAGAGCGCACACUCACCUGGCACACACGUGCACAGCCACGUCUGCCCCGAAAUGUCCGUCCAGGAAGUGACCCCUGAGUCUCCCAAGUCUCCAAAGCACGUUGCCACAGUUGGAAUCCCUCCAACGCUACUUGAGCGACACAUACCCAGGACAGUGUUCUACGGUGUGGGGGAGGUAUUAGAGAACAAAAGGCCAAGCCUCCAAAGCGACGACGACCAGAGCUGCGAAGGAGAGGGAGGGAAAGGUGUGGAGAGGCGGGAUAGUUGGAGGAUCGGCAAGCCUUUGUCUCGUAUCGAAUCCCUGCGAGAGAAAAUCCGGCAGAGGGAGAAGGAGAAGGAGAGGCUGAGGAACACGGAGGGAGCGGUAGCAACGGGGGAUGAUGGAGAUGCGACUGAGGGAAUGAAAAGGGCUGGGACUAGAAGGGUUAGAAGAGCUUCAAGUUCAGAUAGGUGUGAUGAAGGAGAGAGGGGGGACGAAAUGGGGCGAGAGAGACAGAGACAGGAAGGCUCUGCACAGCAGACAACAUCCACUCAGUUUUACGUCACACAGGAAGCGAGCGUGUCAAAAGCCGACCCUGAGCUUCCUGUUCCUCUCUCAUUCUCGCAAUCUGUCAAAGGAGAGGAAGAAAGCGAUCACACGAUCGAGAGAGAGGAAGAUCCAAUAAAACAUGUAGUAGAUGAGUUACGGUGUGACAGGGGUCGGCAGAGAAAACAGGACACCAGAGGCAGAGGAGGAGAAGUAGGAGAGGAUAAACUCUCGGAGGAAGAGGACAGGUUGCAUUAUCUGCCUCCUUCACCCUCUCCUUCACCCUCAGACUCUUUCUCCCCCUCUCUUGCUGAGAUGAGCCGGAUCUAUAACCUGAAAACAGUGGGGUCCAGGACGGCGGUGUGCAUGAGUGAGAGGACCGUGGAUAGGCCUAUCCCUAUACAUGCACCCAACGUACAGUCCCGCAUAUCAGCAGAACAACAGGAGCCAAGCAGUCUGGAGAGAUCCGUUGGGAUGCUGACACAGAAGCAGCUGUGGGGUGGUGGUGGGGCAUCUGGAAAUAAGGCCUCUUGUGAUGAGAAUUCCGGACUUCAGAAAAUACAGCGUCAGGUGGAACAGCUUCAGUUGCGAGAACAACAGGAAGUACAGAGACUAUCACACGAUGACAACGCAGCACAGUCGACUUUUAGUAAAAAAACGAAUUUGAAAGCUAAAGAGUCUGAAGCUCAGCAAAGCACAAGGAUAUCACACAACCAGCCUAAUAAGGAACCUCAACAGAUGCAUCCGAGGCAAAAGGACCAGCAAACACCUCUAAAUCCCAGAAAAUGUCAGUCUAAUCCGCAGUUGCACUCUGAAAGGCCUCCUCAACCCAAUCGUGCCCGAUCCAUUACCAUCAACUCCAGAUCUCUCCUGACCCCCUCUCCUGAGAACUCAUUACACCCAGACCAGGGAGUCCCGCCCAGCACAUCAUCCUCCCCAUGCUCACCCUCCCCACCCCAGUCCCCCUCCGUCUCCCCCCCCCCUUCACCUUCUCCGAUCCAUUUCACCAUCAGAACAGGCUCUGGAGGCCAGCAGGCCAAGAGGGGCACCACCAUCACCAUCACCCCAAGGAAGCCUGUUGGAGGGGCAGCCGUGGAAUCGGUUUCAGUAUCCUCAGGACCCUCAGUCAAGACGUCUACCAAGUCCCAGAUGCCUGUCCUAACCGAGAUAGUGGAGAGAGGCAAGAAGAGAUACCCCACUACGGAGGAGAUCGAAGUGAUCGGCGGAUAUCAGAACCUGGAUAAGUCUUGCCUGGUCAAGACUCCCAAAGGGAAUCCCAAAGGGGUGAAGGUGUGUUUCGACGAGACCCAGCUGGAGCAGGUUUUUGAAUACCCAUCAGAGGCCUCUAUGAUAGCCUUUAACCCCUACCCCAUACCAGGUCAGGAGAAAGGGAAGGAGGAUGAGGUGCAGGAGGAAGAGGAGGAGGAGGAGGAGAGAGGAGUGUUUGUGUCCGGGAGCAGCAGGAACGUGGGAGCAGCGGCUGGCCUGAGAGUGCUGAGAAUAGAUGAGUCUUGCCAUCGGUAGACGUCAGCUCGCCAAAUAGCCCAAGUGAUGUUUCAUAUUAGAUUUUUGUUUCCUGUAUUUUGUUUAUUUAAAAUGAUAUAAUUAAUGUUGGUAAUCUUUUUUGAUGUUCAAUGUUUUAUUUUACUUAGGGUCAGGGACUAUUGGUUUUGAAUUUUUAAAAUGAUGGUUUUGAGCAGUUUAUGAGUUGAAUGAUGGCGCAUGUAGCGGAACCUGACUGGACUUUUUAUUUUACUUCUCUAUUUCAAGGUAGAAGUGCAAAGGAUAUAUGAAAGCACAGUACAUAUUGUAGCCUAUAAGUUUGAAUAUAUAAAAGUGUAUGUCAAUGCAAGUUAGUGGAUUACUACAAAAGUAUUGUAAAAGGGUCCGGUCAGUUUAGUUUUAUUUGGCUUAGUUCAACAACACAAUGGCCCUACUGUAUAUAAACGUUGCAUCAGCACUGUAACGAUUCAGGCUGCAUUCCCUCUAGGGCACUACUUUUGACCGGAGCCCUAUGGGCCCUGGUCAAAAGUAGUGCACUAUAAAAGGAUUAGGAUGUCAUUUUGGACGUAUUCUCAGUGACGCUUAUAUCAUCUGGUCCCUGUGCCUGCUUGAUUUGCUCAUACAGAUGAUAUAAAGAUCAGGUCAUCCACAAGUCCAAGAUAUAUUUUGAGUCUUGUGAACAUCCCUCAUCUGUACAGUGCCUUCAGAAAGUAUUCAUACACCUGGACUUAUUCCACAUUUUGUUGUGCUAAAGCCUAAAUUCAAAAUUGAUUAAAUCAAUGUUAUUUCUCACCCAUCUACACACAAUAGCCCAUAAUGACAAAGUGAAAACAUUUAUUUUUAUUUUUACAUUUUACAUCUAAUUUACACGUAUUCAUUCACACCCCAGAGCCAAUACAUCCAGCUCUUUCAAGUUGUUUGUUAAUCAUUGCUAGAAAGUCAUUUUCAAGUCCUGCCAUAGAUCUUCAACCCUAUUUAAGUCAAAACUGUAUCUAGGCCAUUCAGGAACAUUCAAUGCCGUCUUGGUAAGCAACUCCAGUGUAUAUUUGGCCUUGUGUUUUAGGUUAUUGAUUCAGAGGGAAUGGGUUAAAUGCAGAAGACGCAUUUCAGUUGAAUGCAUUCAGUUAUGCAACUGAGUAGAUAUCCCCUUUCCCUUAUUGUCCUGCUGAAAUGUGAAUUUGUCUUCCAGUGUCUGUUUGAAAGCAGACUGAACCAGGUUUUCUUCUAGGAUGUUGGUUGUGCUUAGGUCUAUUCCAUUUAAUUUGAUGAAAAAAUAUUUAAAAACUCCUUAGUCCUUUCCAAUGACAACCAUAUCCAUAACAUGAUGCAGCCACCACCAUGCUUGAAAAUAUGAAGAGUGGUACUCAGUGAUGUGUUGUGCCUUAUGGCAUUGCAUGUUUUGGGAUAUCUUUAUUCUGUAUAGGCUUCCUUCUUUUAACCUUUAUUUAACUAGGCAACAGUUCACUCUGUCAUUUAGGUUAAUAUUGUGGAGUAACUACAAUGUUGUUGAUCCAUUCUCAGUUUUCUCCUGUCACAGCCAUUCAACUCUGUAACUGUUUUAAAGUCAGAAUUGGUCUCAUGGUGAAAUCCCUGAGCAGUAUUUUCUAUUAAAAUUGUUUUAA